GCAUUAUUUCCGGAUCAGCACUCGCCAUUUUGCUCACAAUCUAUCUCGCGCUCGUCACCAGCCACGAAAUAACCAGCGACGCGUUUACCAUUGUCUUUCUCAUCCUAAUCGUCGUCCUUACAAUCGUCUUCAUCUAUCUGCUCAUCCGGCUCUGCCUCGCGGCAUAUCCUCUCGGAGGGCAGCCCUUACCGGAAUCCCAGCUAUGCGCCGAACGGGACCGUGAACGUGUCACUCAGCAUCAGCCGCCGUUUCUCUACUCUUUUGCAUUCGCCCCCCCGCCUUCCUCCGGGGACAUGCCUCAAGGGCUACAACACCGCUUGGCAUACCCUGUUCGUCCUAUCCGGGUGAUUCUCGCGCGAGACGAAGAGCUGGCACAUCUCGACGAAGAUGAGAUGAGAGAAGAGCAUGUUGAGGAGGAUAUGGUAAUUGGUCGAUAUGGCAAUGUUGAGAAGAAAGCAGUCAUUCGUCCUCCCCCGCCAGCAUAUGGACUAUGGAGGGAUAGCGUUCGCGUCGACCCAAAUCUCCUCUUCUGGCAGCGCGCAAGCUGUCACUGUAAUGGUGAUAAUCAUUCGGAGACACAAAUCUCACGCGAUACACCUUGCCUACAAUGUCACCAGCGUAGUCCAUCCUCUUCUUCAACUUCGUCGUCAUCUUCAUCCUCUUCAUCCGCAUCAUCGUCUUUGUCGCCAAAUACCCCAUUAUCACACCAUCCAGGCCAGUCGCGGCGUCACACGCGAACAAGCUUGACUGCCUCCGAUACAUUAUCACUUCCUCCAUCCCCGGCUUAUUUUGACGUCUGUUCACCUCCGCCCCCGCCGCCCAUGCCCGCCAUGGCUUCCACGGUGUCAGUAGAAGCGUCUCGAUCUGCAGUCUUGACAACUGUCUCCGUGGGCGAUUUGUCUGGUGUCCAGCAGUCUCCAUCAUCCUCUUCCUCCUCGUCACAUCCGCAGCCACAUCCUCAUUCCCCAAUUGGUCCUAGUACUACUAUUACUAUUAGUACUACUACUCCCAGCCAAACGCCUAGUCCUCCUUUUUCUCAUUCUGCACCUACUUCUUCACCUGCACCCGUCCCCGUCCCUGUCCCCGCUCCCACUCCUGUCGCAGUACCCGCCGCAGCCGCACUUUCCACAAACCCUGGUCCAUCCAUCCCACCGACCGCACAUCCACCGCGCCUUACGCUCAUCGUGCCCUCUUCUUCCUCUUCUGCCCUAUUGCCCUCUUCAUCGUCAUCGUCUUCUUCGCCACCGCCGGCAUAUGACCGUCCUUUUGCAUAA
Molecule: messenger RNA, 1274 nt
Organism: Xylona heveae TC161
Lineage: Eukaryota; Fungi; Ascomycota; Xylonomycetes; Xylonales; Xylonaceae
Exons: 3
Coding region: 294-1274 (326 amino acids)
Source: RefSeq, a predicted model, not a curated record